Molecule: messenger RNA, 5591 nt
Organism: Leopardus geoffroyi (Geoffroy's cat)
Lineage: Eukaryota; Metazoa; Chordata; Mammalia; Carnivora; Felidae
Product: dynactin-associated protein-like
Exons: 5
Coding region: 543-1217 (224 amino acids)
Biological process (GO): activation of protein kinase B activity
Cellular component (GO): plasma membrane; Golgi apparatus
Source: RefSeq, a predicted model, not a curated record
AUCUCAAGACUGGAGUCUCAUCUCUCCUGGUGCUAGAAUCCUGCUUACCUGUAGGCAAAUCAUGACAUAGAUGGCAACGAAUGCUCAAACUCCUGAUCCUUCUCCAAUUGAAUUGCACCUGUUGAGAAGUCCUGAUAUUUUUGUUUGGAUUCUCUCAUGCUGAUCAUUUGCCUGAACCCCAGACAGAGAGGCAGUCUGCAGAGCUAAAGCAGAGAGAAUGGAUUGGAAAAAUUCAGAGCUCGGGAGAGACCUGUGAAGGUCAAGACUUGAAGAGCAGUGGGUCCUGAGUGCCUAAAAGUUGCUGCCAAUAAGAGGAGAAAGACGUUCACUUCUUGUUAGUAAAGAAACAAUGGCACCAUUCACUUAUUUCGGAGUUCUGUCUGGAGCUGCUCGUGAAGUCAGAAGGAAGAGUUCUGUGAAAGAUACGAUAGAAGAGAGAAUUGUAUGGUUGCUCUUUCUACUAGAUGGGCUGCCUGGUGGAGUAGAACCGAGAGCGUAAUUAUACAGGUUGCAGGUAUAAAGGGCAGUGAACAGGCAGAAAAAUGUUUCUGGUAGCUUGUGACACCGGCAGUUCAAGAAUGGACAGAAAACAUGGGAGAUACAUCGUGAAUGUCGAACAUUCUGAAAACCAGCCGUCAUCCCUGAACCUAAGAAACCAUGAAGCUCACAGAUCGGCAUGUCAAUUUCCAACAUCAACCGAUGUGACUGGUGAUGUAACUGUGACUGGUACUGAUUUAACUGGUGCCUGCACUGACACAGGGACCCUUGGACACUCAGCAUUUCCAAACAGAGAAUUCCAACAUUGUCAGGUGACACAAAAUUUCUUCACCGACUGGUCUCUUUGGAAGAUCUUCCUGGCUUGUCUCUUAGCCUGUGCUAUAACAACAACAAUUGGAGUGCUCAUAGAGUGCCUGGUGUAUAAUGGGAAGAAUAAUAAUACCUCCAUUGUUAUUCAGCUUCCUCAAAACCACGGGACAACCUCAUCUACUAGUUCUGAAACUAUAGUUCCUACUGCGAUAACAGAUUCUACCAGCACAUCCGAUUCAACUACCAUCACUAUGACCACUGCUAGAACUUCGAGAGAACCAACUAGUACAAAAACCAUUGCUUCUACUGACACUCUCAUAGCAACAGCCACCACUGCAACUUCUCCCACUUUUACUGAACUUAAAACGACGGCAGGAACAAGCAUUCAACUAAACCAAAUACCACAAUGACUGCCAGCAAUGCUACUGAGGCAAAAACAACAAAGACCACUCCUCCUGCUUCUGCUGAACCUGCAGCCACAGCAACAGUCACCGAUUCACUUCAACCCACUACCACAAAGAUUACCGGCACAACCACUGAGCCUACAACCACCACAGCCACCGCUACAGCCUCUACAGAACCUACAACCACCACAGUCACCAGCACUCUCUCUGUCAAACCCACAAUCACCACAGCGGCCACUACCUCAUCUGAACUGACUACUACAGAAACUUCCAGCACUAACACUGAGGCUAGAAUUGCCACAGCUGCCAUUAUAAUGUCUGCGGUACCUACAACCCCCGAGGCCACUGCUAUAACUGCUACUAAACCUACCACCUCCAAGGCUACCUCUACAACUUCUACUGAAACUGCUAUCACCAUGGCCACCACGACUUCUAACAAGCCUAUGACCACCGCAGCUACCAUUACAACCUACUGAACCUACAACCACUAGAGCAGUUGCCACCUCAUCAGUACCAACUAUCACAACUUCCAGUGGUACCACUGAAGCCACAGCUGCCACAGCCACCACUGUAACUUCUGUGGAACCUGAAACCACCAUGGUCACAACUGCAACUUCUAUGGAACCUACAACUACAAUGGCCACCAUUACAACCACUUCUGAACCUACAGUCGCCCAGCCACCACUGUUGUCUCUACUGAACCUAUAACCACCACAACAGCCACCGUGGAAUCUGAACCCACUACCACAAUAACUGUUAGCACUACCACUAAUGCCACCACCACCAUAGAUACCAUUAAAACUUCUCUCGAACCUACAACCACCAUGGCCGCCACUAUAUCUAAUGAACCUACAACCAACACAGCUAUCACUAUUGUCUCUACCAAACUUCACCACCACCACAGCAGGCACCACAGCAUAUGAACCAACCACCAUAGUAACUGCCAGCACUACACUGAAGCUACAACCACCACAGAUACCACUACAACUUCUACUGAACCUGUAACCACCAUGGCCACCAAUACUGACUCUACCAAACCUACAAAAACAACUAUGGCCACCAUUUCCUCUGAACUGACUACACAAUAACUGCUAGCACUACCACCGAGGCCACAACUAACACAGCCACUACAACUUCUACUGAACCUACAACCACCAUGGCCAUGACUACAACUUCAAACAAAUUUACAACCCCUACAGCCACCACUGUUGUUUCUACUGAACUUAAAGCCACAACUGCAGCCACCACAGCAUCUGAACUGACCACCGCAGUAACUGCCAGCAAUACUACUGAGGCUACAACCGUCACGGCCACUGCUACCACUUCUACCUAACCUACAACCACCACAGCCAACACUACAACAUUUACCAAACCUACAACCGCUAUGGCCACCACCACUGUUGUCUCUACUGAACCUAGAGCCACCACACCAGCCACCUCAGCAUCUGAACUGACUACCACAAUAAUUGCCAGUACUACCUCUGAGGCCACAACCACCAUAGACACCACUAUAACUUCUACUGAACCUACAACCACUAUGGCCACCACCACAAUUUCCACCAAAACCCACAGCCACUACUACUUCUACCCACAGCCACUAGUACUUCUACCAAACCUAUAACCACCAUGGCCACCGAUGUAACUUCUACUGAGCCUACAACUCCCAUGGCCACCACUAUAACUUCCUCCAAAGGUACAACCACCACAGCCCUCACCACAACCUCUACCGAACCCACAACUGCCACAGCCACCACUGUGUCUCUACUGAACUUACUGCCACAACAUUAGCCACCACUUCAUCUGAACGGACCACCACAAUAACUGCCAGCGCUACCACUGAGGCUACAACCACCACAAAUACCAGUAUAACUUCUGCUGAACCUGAAACCACCACAGCCACCACUAUAAUUUCUACCAAACUUACAACCGGCAGGGCCACCACUACCAUUUCUACUGAACCUACAACCACCAGCCACCACAGCCGUCAUUUCAUCUGAACUGGCUACCCCAACCAUUGCCAGCACUACCACUGAGGGUACAACCGCCACGGCCACCAGUACCACUUCUACUGAACCUAUAAUGACUGUGGGCACCACUACAACUUCUACCAAACCUAUAAUCACCAUGGCGCCCACAGUUGUGUCUAUUGAGCCUACAACCACCACGGCCACUACUAUAAUUUCUACCAAACCUACAAUCACCAUAGCCACCACUACAACCUCUAAUGAACCCACAACUGCCACAGCCACCACUAUUGCCUCUACCAAACUUAGCACCGUAACAGCAGUCACUGUAGCAUCUGAACUGACUACCACAGUAACUGCCAGCACUACUACUGAGGCUACAACCACCACUGUAACUUCUACCAAAAUUACAACCACCACGGCCACCACUACCACUUCUGCAUUUACGACCACCACAGCCACCAAUCCUGCCUCUACUCAACCUACAACCACCACUAGGGCCACCACAUCAUCUGAACUGACUACCACGACGACUGCCAGCACUACCCCUGAGGCUACAACCACCAUGGUUGCCACUACAACUUCUACUGAACCUGUGACCACCAUGGCCACUGUCAGUGCUUCUGCGAGACCUAUGACCCCCACAGCACCCACCACUUAAUCUUAACCAGCUACUACGAUGUCUGCCAGCAUGAGCACAGAAGCUAUAAUUAGAACAGCCACCACUGCUACUUCUAACGAACCUAUGACCACCACAGUCACCACUACACUUUAGACCACUCUCCUGAACCUACAACCCCAGGAACUGCCACCACUUCCACUGAACUGCUUCUGCAGUGACUGAGAGUGGUACUACCACAGAGGCUGCAACCACAACAGCCAGUACUGCUGCCUCGACUGAACCUACAACCACAGCAAUAGCCACUGCUUUUACUGAACCCACUACCACAAUGACUGCCGGUACCGCCACCGAGGCUAGAACCACAGUGGCCACCACUGUUGCUUGUAUCGAAUCUGUAACCACCACAGCAGUCACCGCUUCAUCUUGUCAUAAGCACAACGGCAACACCUUUUAUUCAGCUGAACCCACCACCAUAAUUCCAAGCAUUGUCUUUCAAUGGAACGUAUCACCACAACUGCCGUUACCGUUUUGGUUGUGCCCACGGCCAUUUCUACCAGGACUGUAUUAACUGAAUCUAUGACUGUUAUAACUUUUACUGAAAAUUCUGCUAUCAGAUUAUAGUACCAGUUCAGCUCUUUCCAAUCCACAUUGGCAGUCCCUCCCACCACCACUGAAGGUACGGCUACAUAAAUCAUCCAACAACAUUCAGUAAGAUCUGAAUCAUUCCUGUUUCAAAUGGACCUAUGAUUACCAUCAGUUUGACAGGAUUUCUAGGUACUCCUCCUGGCUUCUCGACUGAAUUUACAUCAUUUGCCAGAGCCACCUCCACUUCAAUGACUGAAUCUAGUCUGUUUUCUGACUCCACUAAAACAUCACCUUCGAUCUCCACUGCCACCACCUAAGUAUAAAUAAAAUAACUACGCAUGCUACCAACUCAACGAACUUUCCCAUCACAACACCAUAGUGACUUUAGCUGAAUGUAUGAUCUAUAACCAACAUUACCUGCUAAUGGAAAGUACAACCACAAAUUUUAAAUAAUCUAUCGCCAUACAGCUAGCCAUUGCCCCACCCCUUCAAAUAAGUCCUUAGCCACAAUAAUAGCAUUACAUUAAUAAAGCAUGCUGGCACCAUAACUUCUACUGAAAUUUCAUGAUAGAAGGCACUGCAUCAGUCAGUUUUACAGUCAUACUACCAUUUCUACGCAAACUGUUUCUACAAUUCCAUUUCUACCGUAUGUACUAAUACAACAGACAAAACUUCACCAAACCCUUCAGUACCUUUCACCUGAAUCUAUAAGCACUAUAAUUUGUAUGGGCAUGUUACUCAAACUCUCCAUUACUUACUCCUCUGAACUAAUGCUGCCGGUAUUUCCAGUAAAUCCAGUAAGUCACACCAUCACUCAAAAAUGGCAAAUUCAUAACGACCUCUUCCAUUGCAGCUGUGGUUAGGAGGCCUGCAAAUUAAAUCCUAACAUCCACUAUUAUCACCCCCACUUCAGAACCUGUAUCUAUUAUUCGUACCAUAGGUGGUUCCAUGGCCAAUAACUGCCAACAUAUAACAGUUACCAACAUACCUACUUCUAACACAAGGUUUUCUUAAUGACCAGUUCAACUAUCAUCAUAAUGAUAAUGAAUUUCACUCCCAAAACAUUAAUAUUAUCAUUUAUUAGACCUGAUCAUUUAAUGUGGAGAGUCUCUAUUUUUUUGAAUUUUUAGUACAAUUUUCACACAAAGUAAAUCCAAUGUAUGUAUUUAUGUUGAAAACCUAUUAUGAUUAAAUAAAAGGUUACUGUGA